Heterocephalus glaber (naked mole-rat) is the source of this 3547-nucleotide messenger RNA. Lineage: Eukaryota; Metazoa; Chordata; Mammalia; Rodentia; Bathyergidae. The record is from RefSeq and is a predicted model, not a curated record.
AAAAAAAAAAAAGACGAGGCAGCCAGCAGGUGGGGCCAUUUCCCUCCCGUGGGGAAGGGAGUAUGAGCGGACGAGCGGCGGCCUCGCCUGAGGAGCACACAGUGCGCAGGACCCGCGGCCCAGAGGGGUGCAGAGUUCACCCCAGCGGCGCAGCGCGGCCGGGAGCCGGGAGGAGCGGAGCGGAGCGGAGGAGCAGCGCCCGGAACGGUAUCUCAGGAGCCGCGCGGAGCCUGCGCCCUCGACCGACGCCCCGGACCCGCUGCGCGCCCCCUCCCACAGCUCACCUGGUGCCAGGUGCCAGAUAAGAAAACUGAACCGCAGAGAGGCCAGGGUCACACAGCUCCACGCGCAGGCCUGACGCGAGGCCUGGCCUCACCCCGGAGCACCAUGGGCUGGCUCCGGUGAUCGACAGCUGUCCCUCGGCCCCUGCCCACUGCCGGCCAGCAGGAUGCAGCUGUGGAAGGCAGUGGUGGUGACGCUGGCCUUCAUGAGCAUGGACGUGAGCGUGACCACCGCCAUCUAUGCCUUCAGCCACCUGGACCGAAGCCUGCUGGAUGACGUCCGCCACUUCAAUGUCUUCGACUCAGUGCUGGACCUCUGGGCCGCCUGCCUGUACCGCAGCUGCCUGCUGCUGGGCGCCACCAUUGGCGUGGCCAAGAACAGCACCCUGGGGCCCCGGCGGCUGCGGGCCUCGUGGCUGGUCCUCACCCUCGUGUGCCUCUUCGUGGGCAUCUAUGCCAUGGCCAAGCUGCUGCUCUUCUCAGAGGUGCGCAGGCCCAUCCGGGACCCGUGGUUCUGGGCUCUGUUCGUGUGGACAUAUGUGUCGCUAGCCGCCUCCUUCCUGCUCUGGUGGCUGCUGUCCACCGUGCAGCCAGGCACCGAGACCCUGGAGCCCGGCAGGGGGGCCGAGGCUGAGGGUUUCCGCGGGGACGACCGGGUCCCGGACGAGCAGGCGUCAGGGGCCACGCUGCAGAAGCUGCUGUCCUACACCAAGCCCGACGCCACUUUCCUUGUGGCUGCUGCCUUCUUCCUCAUCGUGGCGGCUCUGGGCGAGACCUUCCUGCCCUACUACACGGGCCGGGCCAUCGACAGCAUCGUCAUCCAGAAGAGCAUGGAGCAGUUCAGCACGGCCGUGGUGGUCGUGUGCCUCCUGGCCAUCGGCAGCUCAUUUGCCGCAGGUAUUCGGGGCGGCAUUUUUACCCUCAUAUUUGCCAGACUGAACAUCCGCCUGCGAAACUGUCUCUUCCGCUCCCUGGUGUCGCAGGAGACAAGCUUCUUUGACGAGAACCGCACAGGGGACCUCAUCUCCCGCCUUACCUCGGACACCACCAUGGUCAGUGACCUGGUCUCCCAGAACAUCAACAUCUUCCUGCGGAACACUGUGAAGGUCACAGGCGUGGUGGUCUUCAUGUUCAGUCUCUCGUGGCAGCUGUCCUUGGUCACCUUCAUGGGCUUCCCCAUCAUCAUGAUGGUGUCCAACAUCUACGGCAAGUACUACAAGGGGCUCUCCAAAGAGGUGCAGAGCGCCUUGGCGCGGGCCAGCAGCAUGGCCGAGGAGACCAUCAGCGCCAUGAAGACAGUGCGCAGCUUCGCCAACGAAGAGGAGGAGGCCGCGGUGUACGAGCGCAAGCUGCAGCAGGUGUACCGGCUCAACCGCAAGGAGGCGGCCGCCUACACGGCCUACGUCUGGGGCAGCGGGCUCACGCUGCUGGUGGUCCAGGUCAGCAUCCUCUACUACGGCGGUCACCUCGUCAUCUCGGGCCAGAUGACCAGCAGCAACCUCAUCGCCUUCAUCAUCUAUGAGUUCGUGCUGGGGGACUGCAUGGAGCACCGUGUCUUCCGGAAGCCCCGGGAGCCAGCAGGCUGGGGAGCGCAGCCCACAUCAGCCUCCUGUGCGCUGUGUGGCCCCGGCCAGUCCGUGGGCUCCGUGUACAGCGGCCUGAUGCAGGGCGUGGGCGCCGCCGAGAAGGUGUUCGAGUUCAUCGACCGGCAGCCGACCAUGGCGCACGGCGGCAGCCUGGCGCCCGAGCACCUGGAGGGCCGCGUGGACUUCGAGAACGUGACUUUCACCUACCGCACGCGGCCGCACACGCAGGUCCUGCAGAAUGUGACCUUCAGCCUGACGCCGGGCAAGGUGACAGCCCUUGUGGGGCCCUCGGGCAGUGGGAAGAGCUCCUGCGUGAACAUCCUGGAGAAUUUCUACCCGCUGCAGGGUGGCCGCGUGCUGCUCGACGGCCAGCCCAUUGGCUCCUACGACCACAAGUACCUGCACCGCAUGAUCUCCCUGGUGAGCCAGGAGCCGGUGCUCUUCGCGCGCUCCAUCACAGACAACAUCUCCUACGGGCUGCCCGCUGUGCCCUUCGAGACGGUGGUGGAGGCCGCGCAGAAGGCGAAUGCACACGGCUUUAUCAUGGAGCUGCAGGACGGCUACAGCACGGAGACGGGAGAGAAGGGUGCCCAGCUGUCAGGUGGCCAGAAGCAGCGGGUGGCCAUGGCCCGGGCCUUGGUGCGGAACCCUCCUGUCCUCGUCCUGGACGAAGCCACCAGUGCCCUGGACGCGGAGAAUCCAGCAGGCCAUCCACGGGAACCUUCAGCAGCACACGGUGCUGAUCAUCGCGCACCGCCUGAGCACCGUGGAACGCGCGCACUGCAUCGUGGUGCUGGACAAGGGCUGCGUGGUGCAGCAGGGCACCCACCAGCAGCUGCUGGCCCAGGGCGGCCUCUAUGCCAAGCUGGUGCAGCGCCAGAUGCUGGGGUUCGAGCCUGCCACGGACUGCGCCCCUGCCAGCCACAAGGAGCCACUGGCCAACGGGGGCCACAGGGCCUGAGGACUCCGGGGCCCUGCCGCCAUGAACGGUGCCCGCUGCCCGCUGAGCCCAGGCCCGGCCCGGGCCAAGCCGGAGAACUCAUCCUCAGCACUGCUUCCUGCAUCUCGCCAACCCCUGGCCUUCAAGAGCCACCCCUCUGCUCCCCAUCCGGCCCCCAGGCUCCUAGUGAACGUCAAGGCACCUUUUUAAACCGAGGCCUUCCCAGGGUUUUUACUGCUUGGUUCCACACACUCUGGGCAACUCCUAGAUUUCAGACGUUUUUCUAAUUGGGAGCAAGGGCAGGCAAGGUCUUAAAGAUGUUCUAGAAACUUCUGAGCCAGGAGUGGUAGGUGGCCCUGCCUGGAGGACUGCAAGACAAGUGGCCCUGCCUCUGCCUCUCCAGCACAGGACUCCCCUGUCCCAGAGGGGGACACGGGGCAGAGCCCUGACCCCAUGUCAGGCCGAGGGUGGGUGGGAAGCUGGAAGUUGUCUGUCGCUGUCGCCCCCUGCCAUCAAAGCCAGGCUCACUGUGAAUACCGCCGACCUCACCGGGCAGCGAGGGAGGACCUGGCCGGGCCUGGGUGUUCCCGGCUGCACUGGGGACCCCGCUCUGUGGCCUGGAGGCCCAGAGCUGUCUGUGAGCUGCGGUUUCUUCUCAAUUCUGGAUCCGGCUCUGGCCAAGCCCAGGGCUGCGAGAUGCGGGGUGAACUCAGUCAAUAAAGUACUACCUCUCACCCCGA